CUUCAGAAUCAGAGUUAGCUAUUGAUCAACCAUCAGUCCUAACCUGUCUCACUAUUUUUGUCCGCCCAUGUGCUUUUCAAAAAGUAAACACGUUUUUAUUUUCUUAAACAUUUAAAUAAACUAGUAUUUAAAUUUAAUAUGCCGAAGCUGUUCGAUGACGAUGAUGAUGCUGAUGAAGAACCGGAGAUUAAAAUAAAUGAAAAGUAUGCGGCAAAUUACGACAAGUGGCGACUGAAAGAAGAAGUAAAUAGACUUAAAACUAAACAUGGAGAUCACCUGAAAUAUGCUGAUGAUUCUGAGGACUCCUCUAGUUCAUCAGAUGAUGAGGAUGCUAAUUUGCUGACUGAAGAGAUGGACAAAAAUUUCUACAAGACUCUCGCGUACUUGAAGAAAAAAGACCCCAAGAUUUAUGAUGACAAGGUUGUAUUUUUUCCACCUGAGAAUAAUGAAGCUGGUGAAGGUUCAGGGCAAGUGGAGAAGAAGAAAAAGAAGAAGGAGAAGCCGUUGUCUCUGCGUGACUACGAACGAAAAAUAUUGAUAGAGAAGGGCGGGAAGUUGAGUGAUGACAGCGACGAGGAUCAUCAGGAACCAGUUGCCAGUAGACUGACUUACGUUGAAGAGCAGCGGCUUCUGAAGGAAAGUAUCAAGAAAGCGGCUGAUAUUGAUGAUGAUGGUGACGAUGAUUUGCUGAAAGAAAAAACUAAAGCUUCAGAAGAAAAGGAAAAGGAAGAAGAGGCUUACAGACUCUGGUUGCUGGGCCAGCCGGCGGAAGUUGAUGAUAAGGAUGAGGAAGAGCUGAAACCUCUGCGUGAUUUUUGGACGGACCCGAAUCUUGACGCGAAUGAAAAAUUCCUGCGUGAUUUUGUCAUGCGGAGGAAGUUUUCUGAUGAAGACAAUCAAGUUGAUGAGAGUGAUGCCGAAGAUAAUGAUGAUUACGCGAAUCGUUUGCAUGACAGCGACAAGGAUUUGUCGGAGGACGAGAAACAGAUUGAGACUCAAGAGGAGUUUGAGCACAAAUAUAAUUUCAGGUUUGAAGAACCUGACCCUGAGUUUAUUAAACGGUAUCCAAGAACGAUAGAGGAUUCCAUGAGGAAGAAGGACACCAGGAGAGCUGAGAAGCGGGCAGAGGUGAAGAAACGCAAGGAGCAAGAAAAGUUGAAGCAGAAGGAAGAGCUGAAGAGGUACAAAAUGCUAAAGCGCAAGGAAAUAAUGGACAAGAUCGCCCAGUUGAAGGAAAUAACUGGCAACGAUGAUCUCAAAGUUGACAUCCUUGACUUUGAAGGUGAUUUUGAUCCCAAUGAACAUGACAGAAAGAUGCAGGAGCUGUUCAAUGAUGAGUAUUACCAAGAUGUCGAUGAAAAUGCUAAGCCCGAGUUUCCGGAGCUUGACGAAGAGUUGGAGAUUGAGAAGACUUGGGACGAUUAUGACCCUACUGCUGAUAAAUCUGAGUUGAGUCAAAGCUACAGUGAACCUCACUGCGAAGAUGCGAAUUUUGUGAUGGACGCUGACUAUGAAGUCAAUAAGAAGGCCAAGGAAGCGGAAGAAAGUUCUUCUAAGAGGAAACGUAGGAAACGUUCCAAGUUUGCUGAGCUGAUUGCUAAAGAAAAACCUAAAUUUGAUCCCGGUUUGCACUCGUCUUUUAAGGAUUACAUUGACCAGUAUUAUGCUCUUGAUUAUGAAGACAUGAUUGGUGACCAGCCGUGCAGGUUCAAGUACAGGAAAGUCGUUCCCAAUGACUACGGACUCAGUGUUGAAGAAAUUCUGUUGGCGGAUGACAAAGAGUUGAACAAAUGGUGCUCGUUGAAGAAAGCGCUUGAGCACAAGUCUGAAGACGCUGAGUACAGAGAAGUUCAGACUUUUAAACAGAAGAGUAAAGACGAAAGAUUCAAGAGGAAAAUUCUCUCUAGUUUGUAUAAACCAAUUGAGGAAGAAGUCGAUGACGAAGUGAAGAAAGCAUCUGCGGAGUUGAAUGGGGACGCAAAUGCCGGCCCUGGUGCUGAGAAAAAGAAAAAGAGGAGGAAGAAAAAAUCCGUAUUGCCGGGAAAUCAAAUUGGUGAGAAUGAAAGUAAAAAAGUUCCGGAGGAUCAAGGAGCUGAAGAUGACAAAGCAGGUGAGAAGAAAAAGAAGAAGAAGAGUGAAGUUGAAGGAAAUGAUCGGGGUGAGGAUAAAGUUGAAGCAGCUGAUGAACCAACGGUGGCAGUGACGAAUGAAAAGAAAAAGAAGAAGAAGAAGAAAAAGAAAGUGGAGACUGAUGACGCUGCUGAGACGAAUGGGACAGAGGUGUCUGAAGAAACGAAACAAGAGGGCAAGAAUAAAAGAAAAUGUGAAAAUUUGAUCAAUGGUGAGUCUGAAGUAAAACCUCCGCAUGCUAAGAAAUUUAAAUUUGAUAAAAGUAACAAAGAUCUGGUGAAUAAAAGUACAAAUAAACUGCAGAAGAAAAGAAAUAAAAAUAAACAACCGUCUCAGCCUCACAAUCCCAUCGCUUCGUUGAGCGACGAGCGACUCAAGGCCUACGGUUUGAAUCCACGUAAAUUUAGAAAUAAGUUGAAAUUCGGCAAGCAGAGUAAUGAAAAAAAUUGAAUUGUUGAAUAAUAAAAAAUAAAA
Molecule: messenger RNA, 2604 nt
Organism: Microplitis mediator
Lineage: Eukaryota; Metazoa; Arthropoda; Insecta; Hymenoptera; Braconidae
Product: protein KRI1 homolog
Exons: 3
Coding region: 139-2580 (813 amino acids)
Biological process (GO): endonucleolytic cleavage in ITS1 to separate SSU-rRNA from 5.8S rRNA and LSU-rRNA from tricistronic rRNA transcript (SSU-rRNA, 5.8S rRNA, LSU-rRNA)
Cellular component (GO): 90S preribosome; nucleolus
Source: RefSeq, a predicted model, not a curated record